UUGACGUUUGUAAGCCAAAUGACUCACGUUUCAGGAGUGUUAUUGAUUGAUUAAAAACCAAAUUACAAUAACAAUUAUCAGUACUAAUAAAUUUACCAAAAAUUAAAGUGUAUGGUCUAGUUUGUUUGCCUUUGUAGGACACGGUAAUAAGGAAAAUAUGGAUAGUUUUUCGUAUCAAAACGGAGGACAGAGCAGAGAGCAAGAUUUCCAAAAGCUGUCUCAAACUAUUGGAACGAGUAUACAAAAAAUAUCACAAAAUGUUUCUUCAAUGCAGCGUAUGGUUAAUCAAAUUGGUACUCAUCAAGAUUCACCUGAGUUAAGGAAACAACUUCAUUCAAUUCAGCAUUACACUCAGCAACUUGUCAAAGAUACCAAUGGAUACAUUAAAGAUCUCAAUGCUAUUGCACCGUCCCUAUCCCAAUCAGAACAAAGACAAAGGAAAAUGCAGAGAGAACGACUGCAGGAUGAAUUUACAGCAACGUUAAAUAUGUUCCAAGCUGCCCAAAGAAGUACGGCUCAAAAGGAGAAGGAGCAAGUCAAUAAAGCCAAAGCCCAAGCAUAUGGUGAACCAUUCUUAAGUGGAUAUAAAAAAGAUGAGCAAUUAAUUGAAUUACAAGACAGCAGUGCUGCAAGGCAGCAAGUACAAAUGCAAGAAGAAUCUGAAUUAAGAGCUUUACAAGAACAGGAACAAUCCAUUAGGCAACUGGAGAGUGACAUCAAUGAUGUUAAUCAAAUUUUCAAAGAGCUUGGUGCUCUUGUACAUGAGCAAGGAGAGGUAAUUGAUAGUAUUGAAGCCAAUGUGGAGAGAACUAGUGACUAUGUACGAGAUGGCGCACAACAAUUAAGGGAAGCCAGUUCUUACAAGAACAAAAUUAGGAGAAAGAAGUUGAUUAUUGGUAUUGUUGCAGCUGUGAUUUUAAUAAUUAUAAUCAUAAUUAUUAUAUGGAAGACUUCUUAAUGAUGAUACAUAAAAAUGCAUGGCAAAGUAUAUUAUUGAUUAUUGUAUAUACUGUAUUAAAUUAAGUUAUACAAAACAUAUUUUUCCUGAAAGGAUAUUGCCGCAGUUUAAAUUUAGUACCAGGUCAUUUUGUUUAAACUGCUUUGAUAAAAAUGUGGUAAUUAUUCUCAAAAUAUUAAAAUUCAUGUUUGCGUUAUUAGUGUUAUCUUGAUUUUAAUUCCACUAUUGUUUAAUAUGUAUUAUAUUUUAUUACGUCAGAUAUAAAUAGAAACUUAUGUUUAGUAUUAGUUCGUACUGUAUGUUGUUAUUUAUCUACUGAUAUUAAUUCAGACUAUAACUGCUUUAUCCACACUUUUUUUAUUAUUUAAGAAUAUAUAAGUGCAUAUGCUUGAGAGAUUGCGAUUAAUCGAAAUCACUUGGUUAGUAAUAUGUCCUACAGAACUUAAUAUAUAUAAUGAAAUAAAUUGUUAUUCACUGAGUUUUUA
Messenger RNA from Zophobas morio, 1443 nucleotides. It is a transcript of the gene Syx7, whose product is annotated as Syntaxin 7. The record is from RefSeq and is a predicted model, not a curated record. Gene Ontology annotation, biological process: vesicle fusion; intracellular protein transport; vesicle-mediated transport. Gene Ontology annotation, molecular function: SNAP receptor activity; SNARE binding. NCBI's taxonomy places the organism in Eukaryota, Metazoa, Arthropoda, Insecta, Coleoptera, Tenebrionidae. Gene Ontology annotation, cellular component: SNARE complex; membrane; synaptic vesicle. The coding region runs from base 158 to 958 and encodes 266 amino acids. The transcript has 6 exons.